AUGGCGCCCAGUCAGAGAGGUUGGGAAAUGAUCGAGAUCGUGACGGUCUUGGUCUCACUCAGCUUGAUCUCUGUUGUGCUGCGGAUGUUUGCUCGUCUUCGUAGAAGAGUUGGCUUUGGUAUCGAUGACUACCUCAGUGCCAUUUCUAUACUGCUGUUGAUUGCUAUGUUGAUUGAAUUGAUUCUAUGGUGUUCGAUUGGAGGCAAUGGAGCCCACGCCGCAGAUCUAGAUCCUAAAACAUUCAUGAACUAUUGGAAGGUAUGUGCUAUCCAGUUCUUAAGUGAAUUUUCAAACUCACACUCUCAGAUCUUCCUCGCCAACCAAUUCACCUACUUCUUGCUAUGUCCCUGCAUCAAGAUCUCUAUUAUUUGCUUCUACCGUCGCGUGUUUGCAACCCCACGCUUCCAGCAAUUCACCUUCGGUCUGAACAUCUUGAUCGCCGCAUGGGGCACGGGAAUCUUCCUCGCCUGCGCAGGCCAAUGUCGACCCCUUCGCGCCUACUGGGAUAAGAGCAUCGAAGGAUCAUGUUUCGACGCCCAGGAAUUCAUCAUCGUCAACCAGGCCUUCAACAUCCUAAUCGACUUCGUCAUCCUCGCCCUCCCAAUCCCAAUGAUCUGGAAUCUGCACCGUGCCUGGCAAGACAAGCUCGCCUUGAAUGGCGUUUUCGCCCUCGGUGCCUUCGUCUGCUUUGCCAGCAUCUACCGCAUCGUAGUCCUAUUCUGGAUCAGUCCCGCAGACCCCACAUACACAGUCUACCAGGCCACAUUGUGGACGCACAUUGAACCAGCUGUCGGUCUCAUCUGCUCAAACCUCCCAAUCAUCCGUGGUCUUUUCCCAGCCCUCAAGCUGAAGAGCUCCCGCAAUGGAACGGGUCCCCAGUAUAUCAACACCGAUUAUACAAACUCCAUGUUCUUGUCAAAGGGUAGUCCCCGCUCGCCUGAUUUGGAGUACAUGAAGAUGGAAUCGGCGCUAUACAACGCCCAGGUUGAGAGCAAGUCGCCUGGGUUCUUGGGUGAUGAUCUUCGUUCUACGGAUAUCAAUGUUCAGACUGAUAUCUCCAUUCAACCCAAUGAUUCUACGACCACGCUGCACCGGGCCAAUGACGCGGUCUAA
Penicillium salamii is the source of this 1113-nucleotide messenger RNA. NCBI's taxonomy places the organism in Eukaryota, Fungi, Ascomycota, Eurotiomycetes, Eurotiales, Aspergillaceae. The record is from the annotation of a GenBank genome assembly.